Entamoeba nuttalli P19 is the source of this 954-nucleotide messenger RNA. RefSeq lists its product as hypothetical. The record is from RefSeq and is a predicted model, not a curated record. Lineage: Eukaryota; Evosea; Mastigamoebida; Endamoebidae. The transcript has 3 exons. The coding region runs from base 1 to 954 and encodes 317 amino acids.
AUGAUAAGAAUUGACGAAGACUGUAAGCUCAAAGGUAUUUACAAAAUAGCUGCCUUACUUCCUUCAUUAAAAACUUCUCAUGUCGUCAUUAAACAACAAACUCUUCCAUACACUUCAAUCCCUUCAAUAGAAAUAAAUUCUGAAUUAUCUGCUUUACAAGACUUUCCUAGUGAUAUUUUUUAUAACCCAAGUUCAACAACACAAAAGACAUCUGAAGACUUCACUAUUUUCCAAGACGUUGAACAAGAAAGUGACAUUGAUGAAUAUCGUGUUGAUGCGAUUAAAGAAAUGUUAACAAAAGAAUUUGGACAAGUUUAUUUACCUACUGCUUCUCUCAAAUCUAAAACGUUUUUGAGAAUUGUAGAUGAAAGUUUAUACACCGAAUUAAUGCAACAAUCAGAUGUAUUAUUAAAUUCAUUAUCAACAGUUGAUGCUCUUGAAACUCAAUACAGAAAUAUUGCAGACCAAUUAACAGAAAUUACUACCUAUUUCUAUCAAAUCAAAACUACUUUAGAAUCAUAUGCUUCAAAAUCAUCUCUUUCAUUUUUACGAUAUAGAAAUUUAUGUAGUGUUCAACAUUUGUUAGAACAAAUUCACUCAUGUUCUAAUUUACUCGAAGACGCAAAUAAUACAACUGAAAUUGACCCAAUUCAAGCUAUUGAUAUGAUUGAUCGUGCGUUAAAUGGAUUAAAUAAAUUAUCUACUAUCCAAUGUUCUCAACAACUUAUUGUUAAAGCAAAUGAAACAAAAAAAACUAUUACAGAUAAAAUUAUAGAGAAAAAGAAAGAUAUUUAUGAAAUAUUAAAUAAAAUAAAUUAUCAGGCAUCAACAUUAUAUGAAUUUAAUGAACAAAGUUGGAUGAAUGAAUUUGAUCAAGAAAGAAAAACAUUUACUGACAUUAUAGUUGUCUUCCAUACAAAACAUUCCCAAAAUAUCAAUGUUUGUUUUCUUUAG